GCUGGAGCUUCGUUAGGCCACACGGAUAUGGCUGGGCAAUGUCCUUUGGUUCACGCAGCCAGGCAUGGAAGACUGUCGGUAGUCGGUUAUUUAUUAGCCUGCGACUGGGUUGUCCCAACGAACGAAAGCGAGUUGGAAGGGUCCCAGGAAAUUGGUAGAGAAGAAGCCGCGCAGCAAGCCGUCGUCGCAGCAGCCGCGCAAGGCCACGAGUCUAUCGUGGAAUAUUUAUUAGACAUGGCAGAGGUGAUCGUGGACCGCCCGGACACGCUGAUUGGCGAGACCGCGUUGACCAUCGCGGCUGCGAACGGUUCCACAGCUACUGUCUCGGCGCUGUUGGCUCGAGGAGCCAGGCCAACGGCUGUGAACGCGAAGGGUUUGACUCCUCUGAUGUUGGCCGCGAGGGAAGGACACUGGGGAACCGCUGAGAGACUCCUACAAG
Molecule: messenger RNA, 439 nt
Organism: Ceratina calcarata
Lineage: Eukaryota; Metazoa; Arthropoda; Insecta; Hymenoptera; Apidae
Product: protein TANC1-like
Exons: 1
Molecular function (GO): protein binding
Source: RefSeq, a predicted model, not a curated record